AAUAUUGGGUGGGUUUAACCCAACACGUAGGCAUAUGGGAGAAACAAUCAGCGAUCGACACGUGGCGCCACGUUGGCGAGGGCGUCAGGGCGUUCAAAAUUCGCGCGGGCCGACCACUCUGACGCUCCCUCUGCUCUGCGACGCCUGCGCCUGUCAAAAUCGUCCUCUCUCUCCUCUCUCUCUCCCCCGUUCUCCGUUCCGUUCCGUUGCGGGGGAGAACAAAACUCUUUACGAAAGCUGCUUCUCUGCCCCUCCUCUGCUCUCUCUCUCCAUUCUCGCCGACGAUCUCUCUCUCUCUCCAUUCUCGACUUCGACGCCCUCUCGGGACUCCAACGCUCCUCAAGGCGGUUGCCACCAACGCCGACGACGCCGCCUCCGCCUCCACCCCGACGCCCUCUCACGACUCCGUCGCCCCCGACUCCGACGCCGACGCCCACCUCCGCCUCCGCCUCGGCCGACGCCCUUUCCACCUCCGCCGAAGCCUCGACCGAUCGUUCGGCUGCGGACUCUGCUAAUAUCUCACAGCGUCCUCGUCAGUGUCAUCUGCUGCGUUGCUGGGGUUCUGGCUCUGCUUUUGCUGCCGAUUCUCAGCGAGAACACCUACAUUCCAGAAAACGCCCUCAUGCCAGGUUGUAAGCUAUGGUUGAGGUCUGCCUUAUCUCCAAGCAUCAUGCGAAGCACACUUGUUGGGCAGUGUUUCCAUUCUCGUAAUGAAAAAAUUCAUAAGGAUAUCUUUGAACUUUUCCAGCCACUUUUUCAGUCUCUUGAAGCUUGGCAAGAUGGCGAGCUUGAGAAGCAAAGAAGGAAUUUUCUUUAUUUUCUCCUCCAUCAAGUGCCAGUUAGCAGCAACUUCAGUGUUCUUACUAGACAAAAAGCUCGCCAGAUAGCUUUUCUUAUCAUACACAGAGGUUACAAGAUGAAUCCACCUUCUCCCCCUUUUGAAUGUUCAUAUAUGUGGGGUCCCUCUCUUGUGUCUUCCUUGAAGGAUUCUUCUCUUCAUCCUUCUUUGCGGCAACCUGCCCUUGAUCUCAUUCAAACUAUCUUGGUCUCUGAUGCUGCUGACUUAAUAUCGUCAGCCUUAAGUUUUCACACACGCCCAAGUAUUGGUAGAGGUGCCAUCAAGUUGAAUGAUGAUGAAGAUGAUGAUCGGCCAGCAUUUCUUCCAUAUGGUGUGGAGGAGGAGGAUUUUGGUGCGUGGGGUGGUUUCAGUUCACAAAAUAUGGUUGUUUCUCGGGAAUAGAGAGGAUGGAUGUGCAUCCCCAUGUUAUGGACUGAUGUUUUGGUUGAAAUUGAUCCCAAUGUUCUUCCAUUGUCAUUUACCAAGGUUGUCUUUUGGGCCAGAUCUCGCUUGUUGUUUGUCGAACCUGAUAUUAGUGGGGAAAAAUAUCUUCCAAUUCAAUCUUUUGGAUUUUAUCAUUUGCUGCGGAAAUGUCAUCUGCAUUUGGAUGGAAGUUUCCUACUGGCUCUAAUGCGUUGUCAUUUAUUGCAUUUGGAGGAGGAGGAGGAGGAGGAGGAGCAGGAUCCCCUCGCCGUCAACUACGGGGAGGUCCCGCUGCCCGAUUUGCAGUCCUAGGAGGAGGUGGGCGAGCCGUACACGGAGGUCGGGCGCUGGGGG
This is a messenger RNA of Eucalyptus grandis, 1615 nucleotides long. RefSeq lists its product as uncharacterized. Bases 35 to 1240 code for a protein of 401 amino acids. Gene Ontology annotation, biological process: attachment of GPI anchor to protein. The record is from RefSeq and is a predicted model, not a curated record. Gene Ontology annotation, cellular component: membrane; GPI-anchor transamidase complex. NCBI's taxonomy places the organism in Eukaryota, Viridiplantae, Streptophyta, Magnoliopsida, Myrtales, Myrtaceae. The transcript has 6 exons.